GAGGCGGCGGGCACCGCCGGGAUCCCGGAGGAGCAGGGGCUGUCGGCGGCGGACGAGUCCCUGGAGGAGAAGCUGCGGAGCCUCACCUUCAGGAAGCAGGUGUCCUACAGGAAAGCAAUCUCCAGGUCAGGCCUCCAGCACUUGGCUCCUGUGCAUUCCCUCAACAUUCCAGUCACCAAUGGACCUGUGAAGGAACCAAGAGCGGCCUUAGAGUGGACUGAAAAUGCUGUGAAUGGAGAGCAUCUAUGGCUAGAAACAAAUGUUUCUGGGGACCUCUGCUACCUAGGGGAGGAAAGCUGCCAAGUCAAAUUUUCAAAGUCAGCCCUGCGGAGGAAAUGUGCUGCCUGCAAGAUCGUGGUCCACAAUACGUGCAUGGAGCAGCUAGAGAAGAUUAAUUUUCGCUGCAAACCGACUUUCAGAGAAGGAGGCUCCAGAUCUCCAAGAGAAAACUUUGUGCGGCAUCACUGGGUGCACCGACGGAGGCAGGAGGGCAAAUGUAAGCAGUGUGGAAAGGGCUUUCAGCAGAAAUUCUCCUUCCAUAGUAAAGAGAUUGUGGCCAUCAGUUGUUCCUGGUGCAAACUGGCGUUUCAUAACAAAGUCACCUGUUUCAUGCUGCAUCACAUCGAGGAGCCAUGUUCCCUGGGGGCUCAUGCUGCUGUCAUUGUGCCUCCCACCUGGAUCAUUAAGGUGAAGAAACCUCAGGUGGUCUCCAUACCAGGAGACGAGCCUGAUUGGGCAGGAGACUGGAGCCCCGAAGGGGAAACGGGCGUCUCCUACCCCUAUUGGGAGGGUUGGCAGAACUCCUUAAAGACUUCAACAAGGCGAAAGAAGAGAACGUCCUUUAAAAGAAAAGCCAGCAAAAGAGGAAAUGAAGAUAACAAGGGCCGGCCUUUUGUGAUAAAGCCUAUCUCCUCUCCACUCAUGAAGCCACUGCUGGUUUUUGUCAAUCCAAAAAGUGGAGGGAAUCAGGGCACCAAGGUUCUCCAAAUGUUUAUGUGGUAUUUGAACCCACGCCAGGUGUUUGAUCUCUCUCAGGACGGGCCAAGAGAUGCGCUGGAGCUGUACAGAAAAGUGCCAAACCUGAGGAUCCUGGCAUGUGGUGGGGAUGGGACGGUGGGCUGGAUCCUGUCCAUCCUUGAUGAGUUGCAACUGAGCCCCCCACCUCCUGUGGCUGUCCUUCCACUUGGCACUGGGAACGACCUUGCCCGCACUCUCAACUGGGGUGGGGGUUACACAGACGAGCCUGUGUCUAAGAUCCUGUGCCAUGUAGAAGAUGGAACCAUUGUCCAGCUGGACCGCUGGAAUCUUCAGGUUGAGCGCAACCCUGAUUUGCCCCAGGAUGAGCUGGAGGAUGGGGCACGUAAGCUUCCCCUCAAUGUCUUCAAUAAUUACUUUAGUCUUGGAUUUGAUGCACAUGUUACGCUGGAGUUCCAUGAAUCCAGAGAAGCAAAUCCAGAGAAAUUCAACAGCCGAUUUAGAAAUAAAAUGUUUUAUGCAGGGGCAGCCUUUACAGACUUUCUGCAAAGAAGCUCAAGAGAUUUAUCCAAGCAUGUUAAAGUUGUGUGUGAUGGUACAGACCUGACUCCAAAGAUCCAGGAGCUGAAGUUCCAGUGUAUAGUGUUUUUAAACAUACCCAGGUAUUGUGCUGGCACAAUGCCCUGGGGGAACCCCGGGGACCACAGGGACUUUGAGCCCCAGCGUCACGACGAUGGCUACAUCGAAGUCAUUGGGUUCACUAUGGCCUCACUGGCUGCUCUGCAGGUGGGUGGCCAUGGAGAGAGGCUGCACCAGUGCCGGGAGGUGACGCUUUUGACAUACAAGUCAAUCCCCAUGCAAGUGGAUGGCGAACCCUGUCGGUUGGCUCCCUCCCUCAUCCGGAUCUCCCUGAGGAAUCAAGCCAACAUGGUGCAGAAAAGCAAGAGGAGAACGUCUAUGCCUUUGCUGAAUGAUAUCCAUAAAGUGCAGUCUGCUGACCUGAGGAGAGUCUCGGCUCCCCCUGAUUCCUUCACUGUUCCUCAUUCCAUCCCAGAUCGCCUGCGGAUCAGAGUGAACAGGAUUAAUUUACAAGAAUACGAGGGGCUACAUUAUGACAAGGAAAAACUCCGGGAAGCUUCCAUUCCCCUAGGAAUCAUAGUUGUACGAGGCGAUUGUGACUUGGAGACUUGUCGUAUGUACAUUGACCGUCUACAAGAGGACCUACAGUCAGUAACGUCUGCUACACAGAGAGUUCAUUACCAGGACCAGGAAAGCUCUUUCCCCAGAGUUCUUUCUGUUCAGAGGCUCUCUCCUAGAUGGUGCUUCCUAGAUGCAACUUCUGCUGAUCGUUUUUAUCGCAUCGACAGAUCUCAGGAGCAUUUGCACUUUGUGACGGAAAUUUCGCAGGAUGAGAUUUUUAUUCUGGACCCAGAGAUGGUAACCUCUCAGCAGGUGGGGACGCCACCAGGAAUGCCUGACCUGGUAGUGGAGCAGGCAGCUGGGAUAUCGGAUUGGUGGAACCCUGCAGUUCGGAAGAGGAUGCUGAGUGACAGCAGCCUUGGAAAGAUUUCCCCCCACUACGAGGUACCUGACAAACAAAAGGACGCCAGCCAGACACAUAUGCUGCAGUCACCAGUUUCUUCGGAAGAUCAAGCACUUUUACAGGCAGUCACAUCUGGUGAUCUACUGAAGUUCAUAGAAUGUUGUAAAAAAGGAGCCAAUUUGUUAAUCCAAGGCCCUGAUCACUGCUCCCUGUUGCACCAUGCUGCCAAGACUGGGAAUGGCGAGAUUGUGAAAUACAUCCUGGAGCAUGGUCCAUCUGAAUUACUGGACAUGGCAGACAGUGAAACGGGUGAGACAGCAUUACAUAAGGCAGCCUGCCAGCGCCACCGCGCCGUCUGCCAGCUCCUGGUGGAUGCGGGAGCCUCUCUGAGAAAGACAGACUCCAAGGGUAAGACCCCUCGUGACAGGGCUCAGCAAGCUGGUGAUCCAGAUCUGGCCUCCUACCUGGAGAGUCGACAAAACUAUCAAAUGGUUUCCCACGAGGAUCUAGAGACAGCAGUCUGAUGUCUGAAAAUAUCCAAGAGGAUCCCUGGAAAUCUCAAGACUGCAUCUGAAGCACU
Catharus ustulatus (Swainson's thrush) is the source of this 3098-nucleotide messenger RNA. Its product is annotated as diacylglycerol kinase iota. Gene Ontology annotation, molecular function: ATP-dependent diacylglycerol kinase activity; protein binding. Gene Ontology annotation, biological process: regulation of synaptic transmission, glutamatergic; lipid phosphorylation; diacylglycerol metabolic process. Gene Ontology annotation, cellular component: nucleus. NCBI's taxonomy places the organism in Eukaryota, Metazoa, Chordata, Aves, Passeriformes, Turdidae. The record is from RefSeq and is a predicted model, not a curated record. The coding region runs from base 373 to 3042 and encodes 889 amino acids. The transcript has 35 exons.